This is a messenger RNA of Rhizophagus irregularis DAOM 181602=DAOM 197198, 719 nucleotides long. The record is from RefSeq and is a predicted model, not a curated record. NCBI's taxonomy places the organism in Eukaryota, Fungi, Glomeromycota, Glomeromycetes, Glomerales, Glomeraceae.
UAAAGAAGCAAAAAAUAAAUCUGUUUUGGUGUAAUUACUAGUUAGAUGUAGCAAAACAAAAAUAUAGUCAGAAUUCAAUAUAACGAACCCUCCAAUUCACUGAAAAAAAAAUCGCUAUACCGAAAUUUAUAAGUUUGAAAUAUACCGAUUUUUAUAUAUGUAAGAAAAAAAUCGCUUUAUCGUGAAAUUCGUUAUAUCGUAUAGUUCGCUAUAUCAAGUUCUGACUAUAUUCCGUCUUUCUCUACCUUUUAAGGUUGGACCGGAAAGAAAAACAGUGUGAAAAAUGUGGAGAUUUUUUUUUUUAGAAAAUACUGAUUAUCAUAAUCUUUCCCUUUAAUAUUUAGAGAAACUUUUGAUUCGUAACUGCGUGGUAACUAUAUAGUAAUCGAAUGCCAAGAUAUCAUAGAUAUCUGAUAUGGUUUCACCAUACCAUAUAUACAAUGAAGGUCAUAUCAUACUCUAUCUUAUAUUCUCUAAUAGUCAUAUCAUAUCGUACCCGUACCGUAAUUAUUAAGUCAAUACACCAUAAAGUCAAUGAGUAUAUAACAUCAAUAUUCUUAAAGUCAACGAAUAUGUAUACUGUAUAUAUAUAUCAUAUUAUUAUAUACGGGCGACCGAAGAAGAAAAAAAAAGGUGAGAAAUGAGAAUCGAUCAAAGAUUGAAAAACUUUAUGAUAUAUUAAUUAUAUUAAAGAGUUUUUUCACAAAUUUCUUUUUUUA